AUGGAUAUCACGCAACGCCUGCAGCAAUGUGUCAUUGAACCUCAACAAAAGACCAAAAUCGACGCAUUCACCAAAGUUCUCGACGACGUGCUUGCAUCUUCAGCUGUGGGACCAGCUCAGGUUCAGAAUCUUAAAGAGUACGUCCAAUGUGUCCUUGAUGAGCAAGUUGGCUUGGUCGUGGCGCGUCAGCUGUUAUCCGAGUUUAUCACGUUAUUCAACGAACGGGUCCAAGACAAUGAAGUCAAGAAGCAAGUGCUUACUUUUGCGAUUGAACUUGCUCAGCCUCGUUCGGUGAGCUUUGAAGAACAGCUAUCGCAACUACGAGAGAAUCUUGCCAAAGUAUACGAAGAUGAAGAGGAUUAUCUUGAAGCAGCCAAAGUAUUACAAAGCAUUCAACUUGAUUCGGGUCAUCGGAGCAUUUCAGAUGAAUACAAGCUUGGGAUCUAUGUACGAAUCAUGCGACUACUAUUGGAAGUGGAUGAGGCUGUUACUGCUGAUACCUAUCUCAAUCGAGCGGCAUUGUUGAUUCACAGCUCGAAUGACCUCGUCCUCAAUUUGACAUUCAAGCUUUGCCAAGCACGCAUCCUUGACGCCAAACGACGUUUCCUCGAAGCAGCCACCAAAUACCAUGAAUUAAGCUAUGAGACCCAAAUUGAUGAAUCCGAUCGUCUUCGAUGCUUAAUGUCUGCAGUGCAAUGUGCUGUGUUGGCGGGUGCAGGUCCUCAACGAUCACGCAGCUUGGCUACGCUUUACAAAGAUGAAAGGACACACCAUCUCGCAUCAUUCCCAAUCCUUGAAAAGACAUACAUGGAUCGUGUGAUACGACAAAACGAAGUCGCCGAGUUUUUCGCCACCUUGCAACCUCAUCAUCGUGCGCAAUUAGCGGAUGGUACCACUGUUUUCGAUCGAGCCAUACGUGAACACAACUUGCUCUCUGCCUCCAAGAUUUACAACAAUAUCACAUUUGAUGAGCUUGCGGCUUUAUUGAAUGUUUCGAGUGACAAGGCGGAAGAGAUUGCAGGUCACAUGAUUAGUGAGAAUCGGAUGGUUGGCAGCAUUGAUCAAAUGGAGCAAAUGAUUUCUUUUGAAUCUGGAGGAGCGGCACACAAUGAAAGAGCUGGCGGUGAUCAAACACUCGUGGCAGCAGCUGCUUCUCAAAACACACGUCGUAUUGAGCAAUCCAUGAUGGAGAUAUCAAAAUGGGAUUCGGCUAUUCAGACCUUAUGUCAUGAUUUGGACAGCAUUAUCACCACCAUCCACGAAAAAUAUCCCGACUAUGCCCCUGAGAGUUUCUCCAUGAUUGGCUAA
Messenger RNA from Lichtheimia ornata, 1308 nucleotides. RefSeq lists its product as uncharacterized. Gene Ontology annotation, cellular component: COP9 signalosome; cytosol. The record is from RefSeq and is a predicted model, not a curated record. The transcript is spliced from 4 exons. Lineage: Eukaryota; Fungi; Mucoromycota; Mucoromycetes; Mucorales; Lichtheimiaceae. Bases 1 to 1308 code for a protein of 435 amino acids.